UGCCGGUGGCGUACUUCGCGCUGGUGGUGCACACUACCAUGCGGCGAUGCUGUCCGAGAAGAUCCUAAAGCCGUACGCCAGGGACUGGACCGUGAUGCGGUGAAGCCACUCGCCCGCGCCACCCGAGGUGGCGCCCCAAGCGAUGAACGCAGCGGAGGAAGCGCCAUAUGCAGCCGCGCCAAGGCCGAAAGCCCACCGCACGGCCCCAGACGGCAGUGGCGGUGCAAGCGGGCGGGCAUUCUGCUUAUGGGGGACGCGUUGGCUGUCCGAGGCGGGUGGUGCGGUUCUGCUCCGAGGAAGGCGCGCGUUCUGCCCCCAGGAUGGCGGGCCUUCUGCUCCAGGAGGGCCGCGGCCUUCUGCCCCCAGGAGGGCGGGCCUUCCUGCCCCCAGGAGGGCGGGCCUUCCUGCCAGGAGGUCGGCCUUCUGCCCCAGGAGGGGCGGGCCUUCUGCCCCCAGGAGGGCGGGCCCUUCUGCCCCCCAGGAGGCGGGCCUUCUGCCCCAGGAGGGCGGGCCUCUGCCCAGGAGGGCGGGCCUUUGCCCGCCAGGAGGGCGGGCCUUCUGCCCCAGGAGGGCGGGCCUUCUUGCCCCAGGAGGGCGGGGCCUUCUGCCCCAGGAGGGCGGGCCUUCUGCCCCCAGGAGGGCGGGCCUUCUGCCCCAGGAGGCGGGCCUUCUGCCCCCGAGGAGGGCGGGCCCCUUCUGCCCCGAGGGCGGGCUCUUCCUUGCCCCAGGAGGGCGGGCUCUUCUGCCUCCCAUGGAGGGGGGCCUUCUGCCCCCAGGAGGGCGGGCCUUCUGCCCCCAGGAGGGCGGGCCUUCUGCCCCCAGAAGGGCGGGUCUUCUGCCCCCCGGAAGGCGGGUCUUCUGCCCCCAGGAGGGCGCGCCUUCUGCCCCUAG
Gryllus bimaculatus (two-spotted cricket) is the source of this 891-nucleotide messenger RNA. The record is from the annotation of a GenBank genome assembly. Lineage: Eukaryota; Metazoa; Arthropoda; Insecta; Orthoptera; Gryllidae.